GAGCACCUUGAGUGAUGCCCAAGAAGUUCCAAGGUGAAAAUACCAAGUCGGCUGCUGCCCGCGCGAGGAAAGCUGAGGCAAAGGCAGCAGCCGAUGCCAAACGUCAGCAGGAGCUGGAAGAUGCCUACUGGAAGGAUGAAGACAAACACGUGAUGAGGAAGGAGCAAAGGAAGGAGGAGAGGGAGAAGCGGCGGCUGGAACAGCUGGAGCGCAAGAAGGAGCUCCAGCGCCUGCUGGAGGAGGAGGAUUCGAAGCUGAAAGGGAAGUCGCCCAAGCAGGUCACUCCGGGCAAAGUCACCAGGGCCCAGAUCGAGGAGACGAUCAGGAAAGACCAGCAGCAGAAGGAGAAUGCAGAUACAGUGGAGAAGGAGAAGACUCACUUGGAGGUCCCUUUGGGAAACAGGAGGUUGCUGGAGGAAGGAUCGGUGGAGGCCAGGACGAUCGAAGAUGCCAUCGCUGUCCUCAGGUACGUGGCCGUGCUGUCGCGGGGCUCUCCCUUCGAAGGCGUCGCUUCCCUUAACUUCUCGCGGCCGCUCCCUCCCCCCGACCUGGCUUCUCUUCCCGCUUUGCCUGCUGUCCUGCCGGCGAGAACAGGACACGUCCCCCGCCCCGAUGUUCUGUGGAGAGCGUCUGAA
Molecule: messenger RNA, 635 nt
Organism: Apaloderma vittatum (bar-tailed trogon)
Lineage: Eukaryota; Metazoa; Chordata; Aves; Trogoniformes; Trogonidae
Gene: CCDC124
Product: coiled-coil domain containing 124
Biological process (GO): transcription by RNA polymerase II
Cellular component (GO): nucleus
Molecular function (GO): transcription coactivator activity
Source: RefSeq, a predicted model, not a curated record